CAUUUCUCAAUUGAAUAAAAACCUAAAUAACUCAAAUAGAAGUUAUCAAGGAGUUUAUGGAAAUACAACCACAAGAUCUCCAGAAGAAAUGAAAAAUCAAAUUGAUAAAGUAUUUAAUUCUUUAAUGAAUGCUGAAAAUAUUCCAGAAGCGCAGCCUGAUCCGCGCCUUAUUACACCAUUAUAUAAACAUCAAAAACAAGCUCUAUAUUUCCUUUUGGAACGUGAAAAAUACAAUGAUUUUACUAACGACGAAACCAACGCAUUGACAUCUCUUUGGCGCACGGGAACAAGUGCUGGACGCCAUACAGUUUAUUACAAUGUCAUUACAAAUAAGGAAAUAAAAGAAAAACCCCAAAUGAGGGGCGGGAUUGUAGCUGAUGAC
Molecule: messenger RNA, 382 nt
Organism: Scutellospora calospora
Lineage: Eukaryota; Fungi; Glomeromycota; Glomeromycetes; Diversisporales; Gigasporaceae
Source: the annotation of a GenBank genome assembly